AUGGGUCUCAAGUACCUCACCUGUGCUGCGGCCAUCGUCGCCGUAGCGGUGCAUCCCUGGCUAUCUGCUGCCGUCGACCUGGAGCUCAACAUCACGAGCCUGACCGGUGGCGAGCUGGAUUCGGACUGGACAACCAUAUACUAUUCCGAGGACAAGCCGUUGCUUCUUGGCAACGAUGAAGAGGCGGCCACGGGAGGCUUCCACGCGUGGGACCUGAACAGCGAUUCGCCCCUUUCCGAGGUCAAGUCGGUGACCACCGGCCGAACGAAGCUCAUCACGGCGGUCUACGAUGUCGCCGGAAAAGACCUUGCAGUCACGAUCGCGAUGCCGGAUUCCAUUAUUCGAGUCUACGAACUACCGGCCUUCACCGAAAUUGAGUCUGCGCAAACGACGAUGCUCGGGGAUUGGUCCGCUCUUUGCUCCUGGCGCAGCAAAAGUCUGAACGACUAUGUCUAUUUCUUUGGAAAGACCCGGGCUGUGCAGUACCUCAUUCGUCAAGGGAAGGACUCCGUCGAGCUGGUUGAGGUUCAAAGCUUUGCGAUCCCAACCGAGUUCUCAGGUUGCGCCGUGGUUAGAUCUCGGUCGAAGAUGAUAGCCAACGCCGAUGAUGGCAAAGACCUUUACAUUUUUGACCUCAAGGAGUCUACGGUUGCGCCCGAAAUCACUAAGCUCGGCGAAGCCCCGGAUGAUGUGACUGGCAUUGCCGUCUAUGUCUCCAACACCACUGGCUUAGACUAUUUGUUCGUGGCCCAAGAAGACAGCAUCGGUGUCUACGAAUACCCGUUCCAACUUCUCGGUAGCAUCAAAUUGACUGGUAUGGAGGACAUUGAAGUGGAAGGCCUCAGCCUCUUCCAGGGAUCUACCUCCAAGUACCCUAGCGGAGCCCUCGGCUUUUCCCUUGAGGCGGAUCCUGACUUUGAAGGCUUUGGCUUGGUAUCUCUGGAUGGUGCACUCGGCGAGCUAGGAGUGUCAGUCAACACCGCUUAUGACCCCCGGGACCAGGCUGGAUGCCGCACUCGCUCCACCAUCUGUGACGCCUGCUCAAGCAACGGCUAUUGCCAGGCGAACGGAGCUGGCUGCGGCUGCUUCGCCGGCUUCACCGGCGAUAAAUGCGACAUUUUCCAGCGUACCGACAACUGCUCCGGACGCGGCGAAUGCGUCGGGCCCAACCAGUGCAAAUGUCAAGAUGGGUGGGGAGGCCUCCACUGCUCGUUCCUCCUGGUCGAGCCUUCGUACGAGACAGACCAAAACGGAGGCGACGGCGACGACCCGGCCAUCUGGAUUUCGCCCGUGUCGGCGGAGAAAUCCCGCAUCAUCACUACGACGAAGUCUACGAUCGGUGCUGGCCUGGGUGUCUUCGAUCUCACUGGCAAGCUACUUCAGGCCAUCCCCGCCGCUGAGCCCAACAAUGUCGAUAUCAUUUACGGUUUCAAAGUGGGUGGCCGAAUGGUUGACCUCGCUUUCGCCGCCUGUCGCGGAGAUGAUACUCUUUGCCUCUUCGAAAUGACUUCAAACGGCACGCUCAAGAAUAUUCCUGGAGGCAUUCAGCCUGUUGUGCCCGAUUACAGCGUCUACGGGUCUUGUGUUUAUAAGUCUCCCAAGACCGGCAAGCAGUACUUGUUUGUCAACGAAAAGUCCGCUCGCUACCUGCAAUACGAGCUGACCUCGACGUUCAACGGGACACUCCAAACGACACUGGUACGCGAGUUCACUGGGGGCUCGGGCGGACAGGUAGAGGGAUGCGUGACCGACGAGGACAACGGCUGGAUCUUCCUGGGCGAGGAGCCUUCAGCUCUCUGGCGGUACGGUGCCGAGCCCGACUCAGGGGAGGCGGGCCUACUGAUUGCCUACGUCGGAGAUGGUCAGACGCACGCCGAUGUCGAGGGCGUCACCCUGGUGUACGGCGCGAAGCCUGACCAGGGCUACGUGAUCGUCUCUAACCAGGGCGUCAGCGCCUACAACGUAUACAGGCGCGCCGAACCCCACGAGUACGUGACCACGUUCACAAUCACCAAAUCCUCCGACGGUCAGGUCGAUGCAGUGUCCAACACCGACGGCAUCACCGCCGUCGGCACCCGGCUGGGCGAUGACUUCCCUCACGGUCUUUUCGUCACCCACGACGACGCGAAUCAGUUACCCGAUGGCAGCACAAGUGCUGAGGCUAGCUUCAAGCUGGUGAGCCUAGAGAGGAUUCUUGGCUCGGAUGCGCUCAAGUCGCUCAACCUCUUGGAUGAUGUAGACGCAGGUUGGGACCCGAGGAAGUAA
Molecule: messenger RNA, 2265 nt
Organism: Colletotrichum graminicola M1.001
Lineage: Eukaryota; Fungi; Ascomycota; Sordariomycetes; Glomerellales; Glomerellaceae
Product: phytase
Exons: 3
Coding region: 1-2265 (754 amino acids)
Molecular function (GO): inositol hexakisphosphate 3-phosphatase activity
Source: RefSeq, a predicted model, not a curated record